UGAACACCAGGAGGAGCCAAGAUGGUGAUUGUUCAUCAGAACCUGAUCCCGCGUAAAGCCUCACGGAUGUAAACACGGAACUUGCAGGUGGUUAAUCGAAGUUUGAUGUGCUUAAUAAGUGUAUAUUAACACUUCCUGUCCUCCUAUGCCUCCGGUAUUCUUUCCGUGGUCUCGCAGCCUAACCGCCCGCAGACGAGAAGAAAAACACGUCUCUGCUCAUUGUUAUCACUCACUCCGUGUGUCCUAAACUCUAGGCGUUACUGCGUCUGCGCAAUGUGCUCCUGUGACAAAGAUAAAGGACAUUCAUCAUCGCUUUGGAUCAUGGGUAAAGACACUGCCAUUGGUGAGCUUGUUCGCUAUGAUGUGAGCGUGGAGUAGGGAAUGGCAAUCAAUAAAAGGCAUUAGAAACGGAGGAUUUGCCAUCAGGAACCUCAAACCAAACAUCACAUCAGGAUCUCAGAGAGGCACCACAUUCGUCAUAAUCAGAAAUUUAUCAGAUUUUGAACAUGGAAUGGACAAGUCCCAUUCACAGUGGGGAGAAGCCGUGCACGUGUUGUGUGUGUGGACAAGCCUUCAGUCAAUCAGCUGGCCUCACAAACCACAAAUGCAGUUAUACUGGGGUGAAAGUGUUCGUCUGCUCAGAGUGUGGGAUGGGAUUUGCUCGGUCAGCCCAUCUUCUGAGACACCAGUGGGUUCACAUCAAAGAGAGACCAUUAAUCUGCUCUGAGUGUGGGAAGGGAUUCACUCAUUCAUCGAGCCUGCUGAGACACCAGCGGGUUCACACUGAAGACAGACCUUUUAAAUGUCCAGAUUGUGAGAAGUGUUAUAAAAGUACCAGCAGUCUGAUGUCCCAUCUACGUGUUCACACUGAUGAGAGACCUUUUCAAUGUCCGGACUGUGGCAAGUGCUUUAAAAGUUCGGGGGAACUAAUGUCCCAUCAACGUGUUCACACUGAGGAGAGACCGUUUAAAUGCCCAGAAUGUGAGAAAUGCUAUAAAAGUUCAGGAGAAUUGAUGUCCCAUCUACGUGUUCACACUGAUGAGAGACCUUUUAAAUGUCCAGACUGUGGGAUGUGCUUUAAACGUUCCAGCAAUCUCACAUCCCAUCAACAUGUUCACACUGACAAGAGACCAUUCAGGUGUUCUCACUGUGGGACUGGGUUCAGGCAAUCAUCUCAACUCACUAAACACCAGCGAAUCCACACUGGAGAGAGACCAUUCAUCUGCAGCGAUUGUGGGAAGGGGUUCACUCAGUCAUCCCACCUUCUCACACACCAGCUGGUUCACACUGACAAGAGACCUUUUGAAUGUUCAGACUGUGGGAAGUGCUUUAAAAGUUCCAGGGUACUGAUCCUCCACCAACAUGUUCACACAGAGGAGAGAGCAUUUGCAUGUCCAGACUGUGGAAAGUGUUUUAAAAGUUCUGGUGAGCUGACACGCCAUCAGCGUGUUCACACUGAGGAGAGACCUUUCAGGUGCUCUCACUGUGGGGCUGGGUUUAAGCGAUCAUCUGACCUCAUUGUACACCAACGCAGUCACACUGGGGAGAGGCCAUUCUCCUGCAUGGAAUGUGGUAAGGGAUUCACUCACUCAUCCAACCUGCUGAGACACCAGCGAAUUCAUAAGUGACUGCAUGAUUUGAAUUUUGCUGUUAACUACUUCCUGGAAACAACCAUGCUCAUUGAUAUUGAUAACUUCCAUUAUUAUGUGUUGAUAUACUGAAUAAAAGUCAAAUAAAUCAGCUCUGUGUCAGUCUGUUAAAUUUUCACAAUAAUUCAUUUUGAUGGGCGCUCCCUCUCUCCUCCAUUCUCACCUCCAACAAGUAGGAGGAGCUCAUGGACCUUCUUUGUCACUAAAUUUAGACAAUCCAAUCAUCUGCUCCUACUCUUUCCCUCCCUUCCAAUAGCUCACUGGGCGCAGAAUUCCCAUCUUUAUCCAAUUAAAUUUUGUCCCUUCAUCCUUUCAGAGCUUGUCUUGUCGACAAGAUGCACCUCCUACUCCACUGAACCUAUUCCCACUAACAUGCAAAGCAUCCAACCUACCCAUGUUUGCCGAUAUUGUGAACAGUUCAUUCUGUCUCCUCAUUCUGUCCUUCAUGCCUUUAAAUCCCCCAAUCUUAUUUAAAGAAAACUUGACUCUCCUGAGCAGGCUAACCCUCCACUUCAGACAUUCCUUUCCUCUCUAAAAUCCUUGAACUUAGCUCUGAUUUUGCUGACCUGCAUGCUGCCAUCAGAUAAUGUCAUCCAGAAGUAAGAUGAUCAUUUUCACAUUGUCAACUCCCAGCUCCAACUCAGUACCAUUUCUCCACUGUUGCUAAAUUAUCAGACUGCUCACCCCACAUCCAGUACUGCAUGAUUUGAAAUUUCACAAUUCUGUGUAAUGUUUAUGUAAAUUGUAAUGAUGUUUGGAUCAUGUGUUUCCUGUGAAACAGUUCUGUCCUCCUGACAGAGAAGAUGAGGUCAUGAGGGUGUGAUAGUAGAUGGGACUUUCUGUGCUUGAUUAGUUCAAUUGGAAUUCUAUCCUUUGAAGUGCCUCUCUGCUUGCAAAGAGACCAACGCCAUUUUCAACCUUCACCCAGCUUUCAUUUGUCCAACUCAAGCAUGACAGGAACCUGUGGGAGAACAUCAAGUGGAGACUGGGAAAACUCUGUUUCACAGAAUUACAGCUCCCAGUCUUGUUUAACUGAGUGAGACAUCUGUCUACUCCUGCAAGUGGGAGGCCUGGUAUUUCCUAGUUUCAGGUGGGCAACUUUGGUGAUGGUUGGAUCAAGGACAGUAUUGAUCCCAUCAAGUAUAGCAUAUAGAUCUUCAUUGUCACAGACAGUUUUGAUUUCUUGAUAUAACCUUAUCAAGUGCAUCUUGAAUAGAUCUCAGACCAGUUUUUGAUGCAGGUUCCAUCUGAUAAAAAUGUUUGCUUAAAAAUUGAAUCUGAAACAUUUCCAUAAUAUUAAACUUUUGCUAGGCAUAGGGGUUUUUAAAAUCAGCAAAAAUAAUCCAAAUAUUAUCAGACUGUCAUUUCUGGAUGUGAUUAACAGCAGAAUUGAAGCCCUGCAGACAUUUAUAAACUUGAUAUGUUAUCUGAUUAGAUAACUUAGUAACUCUCUUCCCACACAGAGGGCAGGUGAAUGGCUUCUCUCCAAUAUAAGUGGUUUGGUGUGCAGUGAGGAUGGAAGACUGAGUGAAUUCUUUUCCACACAAAGUACAGGUAAAUUGUCUUUCCCCAGUGUGGCGUUGCUGGUGUCUCAGCAGGGUGGAUGAAUUGCUGAAUCUCUUCCCAUACUUGGAACAAAUGAACUACGUUUUCCCAGUGUGAACUCACUGAUGUAUAACAAGGGUGGCUGACUUUGUGAAUCGUUCCCCAUACACAGAACAGGUGGAUGGUUUUUCCCGAGUGUAACCGUAUCGAUGAUUUCCAGCUCAGAUGGGUAAUUGAAUUCUUUAUCACAGUCCUCACAUUUCCGUGAUUUCUCUCCAGUGUGACUGUGCUGAUGGAUUUCUAACAGUUUUGGAUAAUUAAAUCCUUUACCACAAUCCCCACGUAGCCACAAUUUCUGCAAGUUGGAGGAUUCGUUGUGUCUCUUCGGGGUGAACAAUCAAUUAAAGU
Messenger RNA from Rhincodon typus (whale shark), 3602 nucleotides. RefSeq names its product putative zinc finger protein 66. The transcript is spliced from 2 exons. The coding region runs from base 507 to 1628 and encodes 373 amino acids. Gene Ontology annotation, molecular function: DNA-binding transcription factor activity, RNA polymerase II-specific; RNA polymerase II cis-regulatory region sequence-specific DNA binding. The record is from RefSeq and is a predicted model, not a curated record. Gene Ontology annotation, biological process: regulation of transcription by RNA polymerase II. NCBI's taxonomy places the organism in Eukaryota, Metazoa, Chordata, Chondrichthyes, Orectolobiformes, Rhincodontidae.